AAAAACCCUGACCUCAGAUCAGCCGCAGCCAGGAGGCUCCUGCAGCUCCGACAGCUCUCUGUUUUUAGUCUCUUCGGAGUGCUGAACCCAGCAGACAGCACAUUGAACUCCUCAUCCUCCACAUACAGGUCUGUCAAACACUGAUGCUGGGUUCUCAUUGGGAGUGGAAUGGAUAAUAGCCAUGGCGCAUUGUAAUCUUCAGUCUUCUCCUCAUAAUGACGUCAACCUGGGGCCUUCAGCAAACCCACAUGCCAGGCCCACUGACUUUGACUUUUUGACUGUCAUUGGCAAAGGGACCUUUGGAAAGGUCCUGCUUGCCAAGCUCAAAGCUGACAACAAAUUCUAUGCCGUCAAAGUGCUGCAGAAGAAAGUCAUUCUGAAGAAAAAGGAGCAAAAGAACAUAAUGGCGGAGAGAAACGUGCUGCUGAAGAGCCUGAAACACCCGUUUCUGGUUCGGCUCCACUACUCCUUUCAGACCCCAGAGAAGCUCUACUUUGUCCUCGACUACGUUAACGGGGGAGAGUUGUUCUUCCACCUGCAGAGAGAGAGGUGUUUCUCUGAGCCCAGAGCCAGGUUCUAUGCUGCAGAGGUAGCGAGUGCUAUCGGAUACCUUCACUCCCUCAACAUCGUUUACAGAGAUCUGAAGCCAGAGAAUAUUCUCUUAGACUCUCAGGGACACAUUGUACUGACAGAUUUUGGUCUGUGCAAAGAAGGUGUGGAACCAGAAGGGACCACCUCCACUUUCUGUGGGACUCCAGAAUACUUGGCACCAGAAGUUCUUCGUAAGGAACCAUAUGACAGGACAGUGGACUGGUGGUGUCUCGGAGCAGUGCUCUAUGAGAUGAUCUACAGCCUGCCUCCUUUCUAUAGCCGUGAUGUUGGAGAAAUGUACGAUGGGAUCCUCCACAAGCCGCUACCGCUGCCUCCAGGGAAGUCUGACGCCGUUAGCUCUCUGCUGAUGGGUCUUCUGCAGAAAGACCAACACAGACGCCUCGGGGCUAUCGCCGACUUUUUAGAAAUAAAGAACCACAUCUUUUUCUCUCCGAUCAACUGGGACGACCUUUACCACAAGAGAAUCACUCCGCCUUAUAACCCCAACGUGAGAGGCCCAGCCGACACUCAGCAUAUUGACCCAGAGUUCACCAGAGAAAUGGUCCCUAACUCUGUGAGUCGGACCCCGGAACUCAACGCCAGCACCAGCUCCAACAACGCCUUCAAUGGAUUCUCCUUCGUCGCCACCGAGGACAGUUUUCUGUGAGAAAGGACAUUUCUGUCGAAUGUUUUAACAGGGUGAGUGAUUUUAAUAGAGUGAAUGCACCUCUUUUGAGGGAAGAUCUCAUGAAACUAAGAGCACCUCAUGUACCAUGGCUGCCAUUGCAGACCAUGUUGGACUACUGCAGGGAUUUCCGAAUUGCUCCGCUUCAGUGCGAAGCAGAAAGAGAGAAUGUUUAAAACAAAAUGCCUGCAAUGGAAACAUCUCUGUGUAAAAUAAAAAAAAUGUAAAGUUCUUUGCCUGCAAGUUUUCCAAUAUCUGCUCCUAGAGAGGCAGUGAGGAAUCUCACAUUAGUAUGAGCUUUCACACUGAUGCAGUGCAAAUAAUCUAUAUUCCAUUCAUUUGCAAUGGAGGGGGGGGGGGGGGGGGGGCACAUGUGAAGCUGGAUUUAGCCAGAGGAGGUUUUGAUAGUUUUUUUUCUCACACAGAUAUUGUCAUAUUGUGUCUGUUUAACCAGACUUUGUGUUAUAAUCCCUUAUGAAACUGUCUCACUAAAGUCUUUUGUUUUUUGUUUUCUUUAGAAAACAUAUCUAAAUGCUUUGAAACAGGGAGUUGACAUCUUUAUGGCCAGAAAACCAAAUGAAUGAAAGAAUCUGUUUAACUGUGAUUCUUGAUAACUGUAGUCUCAUGCUUUAACACACAGAAAAACAUUAUACAUUGUUUGGUAUCUUAACAUCAGUAAAUAUUUGUCCAUCUGUGUCACCUUGGUAUGAUGUGUUGAAGUAAAACAGCCCAUUGCUGAGAGGACUGACAGCCUCUACUAGCUUCUUUAUUGUAUUUAAAGUGAAGCAAGGUCGGAUUUCACUGGGAAACUGUUGUAUGGCUUCAUAGCACAAACACUCAUUCCUAUACAUCACUAAAGUUCCUUUCUCAGCAAAGAAAGCAAGAAUUGACACUAAUCUUCCAGUUUGAAAGGAGUUAGGGCUUUCAGGCUGCAGAAGAUCAUGAUACACAUGAAAGACUAACAGUAAAAAUCCAUAUGUUCCAUUAUGUUUUUCUUUUUCUUCAGUAAAAACCAGAAGAAAGGUGAAAAAAAACCCCAGUUUAAAAAGGUACAAUAAGUGUAAAAACAGUAAAGUACCACUAUGAAUGAUACAGCUGGUUUGACACAAAUGCUCUCAGUCCUCACAGCAGUGGUUUGUUUUUGUCCAUGAUACACUGAUCCUUAAAGCACCUUUAAAACCUUCAAUCAGCUGUUUUUUUUUUUGUUGGACUGCAGUUUGUUUUCUGUUUUGUAAAAGUCCUCAAAUAUGUUUUUAUUGGAGAUUAUUUUAGCCUUUAGCUAGCAGACAAUAUUAAUGUUGAUUAUUUUUAUUUCGUAAUACAUAACAGCGAAACAUGAUUGAUGUAACAUGUAAAUAUGCAGUAGCAGCUUCAAUGCAAUAUGGAUAUGUACUGUUCUAAUGUAACGUCAGUGUAAACCAUUUGGUGCCUCUCUGCCUGAUGUUGUGCCUGAUGUUGUGCUUGAUGUUGGCAGUGAUGGGUGAUAACGUACAUCUGAUGACCAUUUUAUUUUUAUCUCAUUCAAAUAUACAGUAUAUAUAUACUUAAAUGUUUUGUCUGUACAGCUGAUAUUAAAGAAGCUCCUUUCUUCCAAUUUCUG
This is a messenger RNA of Scomber scombrus (Atlantic mackerel), 2876 nucleotides long. RefSeq names its product serum/glucocorticoid regulated kinase 2a (gene sgk2a). The transcript is spliced from 13 exons. The coding region runs from base 182 to 1258 and encodes 358 amino acids. The record is from RefSeq and is a predicted model, not a curated record. Gene Ontology annotation, biological process: protein phosphorylation. Gene Ontology annotation, molecular function: protein serine/threonine kinase activity; ATP binding. NCBI's taxonomy places the organism in Eukaryota, Metazoa, Chordata, Actinopteri, Scombriformes, Scombridae.